AUGGUCGCUAGCCUACCGACAUCGCCGGAAUCCUAUCGGACCGUCGACGGUCUGCUGGUGUUCGUUGGACCUCGGCCGAGACUGCAUGGGUCUGGUUCGCUGAUACACCCUGGUGCUUGCCUAAGGUCGUUGGCGGGGAGGCCUAGGUCGCCUACGUACGCAAGUUGCGCUGUGCAUGCGGGCGCUGGGGCAUGGAGAACUCGUGCGGGAGAGCUGGGGAAACCUUGGUCGCACUGUCUGCUUGCGUGGGCUGUGCGCACGUUGCGUACGGUGGCGCGUGGGGCUCCGACACCGGCACGUGCAGUUGCGGCUGGUGGUGUUGGGCACUCCGGUGAAUGCACCUUCCUCCGGUGGUCAUGCUCUCCAAGUUUUGUGGUCGUCCGAGGUGUUGGCGGGACAUAUAUAUUCGUCGGGAUGCAUAUAUAUAUUCGUCGGGAUGCGAAACAGGACCUCGGGAUCUUCUGUUGUAUGACCAAUUACCUGCUCCGACUCGUCGUGGUUGAUCUGUUAAAGAGCCUGUAA
Molecule: messenger RNA, 522 nt
Organism: Striga asiatica
Lineage: Eukaryota; Viridiplantae; Streptophyta; Magnoliopsida; Lamiales; Orobanchaceae
Source: the annotation of a GenBank genome assembly